AUGUCGGCGGAGGGGCGUCGAGCAGCAGCAAGCCCGCUCGUGGACAAUCCAAACAGUCCACGCAAGAUCAGUGCGCCGAGUCCGCGCAAGAGCAUGCUCAUCCCAGCGCCCACAGACGCAGACGACAGCUUGCUCAUCCCUCACGAUGACGACAAGGACAAUCACAACGACAACGACAACGACGAUCAGAACGAGGACGACGGCCAUGGCGCAGAGGAGGACGAUGGCGCCGAGACGCAUGGCGCUGCUGUUUCAAACGGCCACUCCAGCCGCAAGAAGAGCCACGGCGCCACCAGAAGCUCGGGAUCGGACCAGACACAUUCGACUGAGAGCAGAGAAGGACUGCAAACCCCAGCACGACGCGUUGUUGCCGCCGCCGCUGCUGCUACUGCUCCGACGAACAACUCGCCCAAGAUGGCGGCUGCCAACUUGAGCCGCUCGCAACGAGACCUGUUUGACAUGGAUCAGGACGAAGCAAAGGAAGACAUGCACGACUCUGAAUCCAGUCAACGCUUGAGCAAGCCUUCCAGCAGAGCCAGGCGGCAGCAGGAGACCACCUCCACUGGGAGCGAAUCUGAAACAAACGAGUUUUCAACCAUUUCCGCUGCGAAAUCCCGCGCUGCAAUCGCCGCCGAGCGCAAUCGGAUGCUCAAGGAGCAGCAAGCCAAGGCCGCCGCAGAAGCAGAGCAACAGCGCAGAGCUCGCCUGCAAUUGUUGAAAGAUCGUCGCCAGGCACGUCGCUUGGCAAACAUUGAGGCGCAUGGUCAGCGUCAAGAGUCAGUCGGCGCGGCGCUGCUUGCAACCGUGGGUCCUAGCUCUGCCUCUUCGAAAACGCUGCUCGAGACUGGCGGAUUGCGAAGUCGCCGGCCAGACAGGGAAUCAGACGAAGACGAGGAGCCAGAAGACGAGGACGAUGAUGAUGAUGAUGAGGAUGGCGAUGAUCAAGACGAUGCUCAGUCCA
Molecule: messenger RNA, 961 nt
Organism: Capsaspora owczarzaki ATCC 30864
Lineage: Eukaryota; Filasterea; Ministeriida; Capsasporidae
Exons: 1
Source: RefSeq, a predicted model, not a curated record